This is a messenger RNA of Galdieria sulphuraria, 1011 nucleotides long. RefSeq lists its product as uncharacterized. Lineage: Eukaryota; Rhodophyta; Bangiophyceae; Galdieriales; Galdieriaceae. The record is from RefSeq and is a predicted model, not a curated record. Bases 34 to 921 code for a protein of 295 amino acids. The transcript has a single exon.
AUGGAAAAGCAAUUGUGGAGACGACAACAUCAGAUGGGUCCGAGAUAUGAAACGGAACGGUUCCGAACUUUGCUCAGUUUUACGAGUAGUAGUGUGGAAUUGAAAUGCUUCCGUUCCAAACCUAUUUAUGGAUGCCACAAGUCAACUAUUUUAGGGACAAAGUUGGUUGCGCAGAGAUGCUGUUCUGUAGCGAGUUGGAGGAGAAGGAACGCAGCGAACACACCAGUCAGUGAAAAAGAGAUCCGUUGGGUUCUACACGCUAACUUGUCAUUUCCGAAAAAGAAAACAAAAAAUCCAUUAUCAGGAGCUUUUACUCUUUUAGGCGUCUCUUGUGUGUUUCUUUUAGGAAGACCGACACAGGCUGCUAUUUGGAAGGGACAAGGUGCUAGGUCCUUGGAACAGCACACUGCCUUUGUAGAAACAAAAAGUGAUACAGCUUUUGACGAAAAGUUUCUAAGAAACGAAAAGAUCACGGAAGUUCCUGCUGCCGAUUAUUUGGAAAGUUGUGUGGAUAGGGACUUCCAGUAUAGUUUUAGUUGGUCGAGAACUUACGAGUUGUACACGCUUUUUGGUUCUUUGGCGUUUGUUGUGGUUUUCAACACUUUUGCAGCUUUCGUAGAUAAUUUUAUUCAGCAACAGGAACGGAAGGAGGUUCAAGAAGAGAUGGAACGAUUUGGUCGCUUUUUAUCUCCCAAAACAGAAUAUAGAGAUGAUGUUAGCUUGGAGAAGGUAGAUAUUAACAUGUGGAAAGCACAACAACGAGAACGUUCUUUCUAUGGUAGGGAAUUUUCCGCACAAGAUAUGUUUGAAGAUAAUAACAACCAUGACGGUGAAGAAGAAGAAGACAAUGAUGGAGAUGAAAAGAACAAAGAUGACGGUGACGUUGACUACAAAGGCUUGGAAAAGCUGUUGAAGAAAUAGUCUUGUUGAAAGUAUGCACAGAUUUGAGUAGAAAUCGUAUGGACGUUUUGUUGGUUUUUUGUUUCGAUAAAUACGAAAAAAUUUGUGCUG